AUGACAGCCCAAGAUAACCUCAUCUCUGAUGUUGCUGAGAAACCCAGUACCAUCCAAUCAGGUGAAGAUGACAGACAAGGGGCCCUCAAGAGGUUUAGUGCCAUGUGGCCCUCCCUCCGGAGAGGCAAAAGAGACAAAGUCAAAGAUCCUGAGCACAUAGAGCAGCUGAGCCCAUUGGUGGCAGAUGAAACAUCCCGGCAGCAUCGCUACGUCAGCGGUCAGUACUUCUUUGAAUAUCUGGUAGUGGUCAGCCUCAAGAAAACCAAGGACGGCAACAACUAUGAACCUCAGAUCACUUACCAGUUUCCCAAGAGAGAUGGGAUGGCGAAAUUUCAGAGGGAGGAAGAGGAAAAGACGUUAAAGGCACUCACCCUCUUUUGUUUCCCAGAGGGCAUCAACUGGGCUCCUUUGACAGAAUACCGCAGUGAGACCUUCUCUUUUGUUCUGACUGAGAUUGAUGGUAGCAGAAGAAAUGGUUACUGCAGGAGAUUGCUGCCUGGAGGGAAAGGAGCACGACCACCUGAGGCCUACUGUAUCAUAAGCACGCUGGCUUGUUUUGGCCUCUUUUCGAAGAUAUUUGAUGAGGUGGAGAAGCGUCGGCAGAUCUCCAUGGCCAUGAUCUACCCAUUCAUGCAGAAGCUGAGAGAGGCUCCAUUCCCAGCUCCGGGAAACACAGUGGAGAUUAAGAGCUUUAUUCCUGAGUCGGGCACUGAGAUCAUCAGUCUAACACGGCCGCUGGAUUCCUGGCUGGAACAUGUCAACUUUGCUACACUCUUCAACUGCUUGACAGACAAAGAGGUGUUGUUGGUGUUUGCAGCUGCUGUCCUGGAGAGACGGAUCAUUUUCAUCGCAGAUGAACUGGGGUAUAUUAUCCAAGUCAUUCAUGCAGUAGCAGCCCUCCUUUACCCUUUCACCUGGCAGCACACUUUCAUCUCCAUUGUUCCAAAAAUCCUGAUUGACGUCGUGAUGGCACCGACCCCCUACCUGCUGGGUGUCCAGAAGCACCUACUGGACCAGGUUACUGACCAAAGUGAUCUGCUGUUGGUGGAUUUGUCUGAGGAUAAAAAGGAGACAUUCAUUGUUUCAAUUGGCGAUGAAAGCUCUAUUUUGCCUCCAAAGCUCCAAAGUGAAAUACUGGAGGCACUUACGAACAGACAAAAAGCAUCAAUGGGGGAGGAGCUGAACAGGGUGGUGUCGGAAGCCUUUCUGCAUUUCUUUGUGAAGACGGUUGGCCAUUACGCCUCGUUUGUGAAAUACAGUGGUGCUGGAACGGGGCAUGUUGAACAAAGAAGUUUCUACAAGGCCAUCGAGUCCAAGACCACUCGACACUUCGUCAAGAAGUUCAUCAAGACGCAAAUGUUUGACCUGUUUAUCCAGGAGGUAGAGCAGCAGCCUGGAUCACAGCAAGGAGUAUUUCACCAAAAGAUCCUUGAAUAUCAGGAGAAGAAAAAAAGGGACAAGACAAAGAAACACUAGCUGGCAGGGCUCUGGGUGUACUUAGGAAAACAUGUGAAUGCUACUCUCUGUGUUUUAUGUGGUGUGUUAGUUUGGUUUUAAAUAAUUAUGUACCAAUGUGUCAAUUACUGUGUGGCUGUGUUAGUACUAUUCACAGGUGAAAUACUUUCAGAAGUAAAGAUUUCUGUUCCCUGUGCUUAUUGUCAGCCUGUGACCGCAAUCUACUGCAGAUGAGCAGGAAAAUAAUUUUAAAUAAAGACUAGUUUUUCAAGCUCUUCUA
Acanthochromis polyacanthus (spiny chromis) is the source of this 1735-nucleotide messenger RNA. Its product is annotated as DENN domain-containing protein 2D. The record is from RefSeq and is a predicted model, not a curated record. Gene Ontology annotation, cellular component: cytosol; nucleoplasm. Lineage: Eukaryota; Metazoa; Chordata; Actinopteri; Pomacentridae.